AUGCAACAACAAACCGACGCUAUUCACGGUGGGAUGACUCAGAGACGUCAGCCCGAGCUAAAUGCGGACGCCGUGCGCUGCCGCCCUUCGUCAGCUUUUCUGCUUUCCGCUGGCAGGGCGGGAUCUCUGCAACAGGUCGACGACCCCGACCCACGCAUGCAGGAGGGAUUCCUAUUACUACAAACCCGCAUGGUGGCCACUUGCAUGUCGAGUCAAAAUUUAUAA
This is a messenger RNA of Pieris macdunnoughi, 225 nucleotides long. The record is from the annotation of a GenBank genome assembly. NCBI's taxonomy places the organism in Eukaryota, Metazoa, Arthropoda, Insecta, Lepidoptera, Pieridae.